AUGGAGUAUGAGAAGGUGUGGGAGGACAAAAACUCGCGGAAAGCCUAUACUCUACUAAAGCAGUAUAGCGGCAAAAUGAAAAGAUGUUCUCCUGUUCUCAACACUGCCAAUGGAGUAGCUGUCAGUGAAGCAACCCUUCCAAUUUGGAGGGAACACUUCAAGAUCUUGUUGAGCCGGAUAGCACCGUCAGCUCCUGAACUCGAGCACGUUCAUAGACCGACAUAUGCGGUUAACGAGCAGCCACCGACCGAGUCGGAGGUUCUACUCUUAAUUCAAAAAAUGAAGAAUAGAAAAUCUGGUGGAGACGAUGGGAUUAGCGCAGAAAUGCUAAAAUAUCUUCCUUCGUCUGCGAUUCAUGAGAUGACAAAGAUCAUCUGUACGUCCAUCUAA
Messenger RNA from Necator americanus (New World hookworm), 390 nucleotides. RefSeq lists its product as uncharacterized. NCBI's taxonomy places the organism in Eukaryota, Metazoa, Nematoda, Chromadorea, Rhabditida, Ancylostomatidae. The record is from RefSeq and is a predicted model, not a curated record. The transcript has a single exon. The coding region runs from base 1 to 390 and encodes 129 amino acids.